This is a messenger RNA of Columba livia (rock pigeon), 716 nucleotides long. It is a transcript of the gene UFC1, whose product is annotated as ubiquitin-fold modifier conjugating enzyme 1. The record is from RefSeq and is a predicted model, not a curated record. Gene Ontology annotation, biological process: protein K69-linked ufmylation. NCBI's taxonomy places the organism in Eukaryota, Metazoa, Chordata, Aves, Columbiformes, Columbidae. Gene Ontology annotation, cellular component: cytoplasm. The transcript has 6 exons. Gene Ontology annotation, molecular function: UFM1 conjugating enzyme activity. Bases 98 to 592 code for a protein of 164 amino acids.
CGUCUAUUACGCCCCUAAGCAAGAUGGCGGCGGAAGGCUCGGUGCCUCUCUCAGCGUCACUUCCGCCCCCAGCCAAAAUGGGCGGCUUCCGGUGACCAUGGCUGACGAGGCGGCGCGGCGGGCGGUGGCGGAGCUGCCGCUGCUGCGAACGGCGGCGGGGCCGCGGGACCGGGAGGGCUGGGCGCCGCGGCUGAAGGAGGAGUACCGCGCCCUCAUCCAGUACGUGGAGAACAACAAACGUGCCGAUAACGACUGGUUCCGCCUGGAGUCCAACGCCGAGGGCACCCGGUGGUUCGGGAAGUGCUGGUACAUCCAUGAGCUGCUCAAGUACGAGUUCGGCAUCGAGUUUGACAUUCCGGUGACCUACCCCGCCACCGCCCCGGAGAUCGCCAUCCCCGAGCUGGAUGGGAAGACGGCCAAGAUGUACAGGGGGGGCAAGAUCUGCCUAAGCGACCACUUCAAGCCCCUCUGGGCCAGGAAUGUCCCCAAAUUCGGCUUGGCCCAUCUGAUGGCGCUGGGGCUGGGCCCCUGGCUGGCUGUGGAAAUCCCGGACCUGGUCGCCAAAGGCAUCAUCCAGCACAAAGAGAAGUGAGCGCACGGGGAGGAGGUUUGGGGGUACUGCCCCCCGAGGGGUGCUGUCCCCCCUGGCCUCCCCAUCUACUCCCGCCUCCCCCCUCGCUUUGCUGCUGCUGCCCAAUAAACUGUUCAGCCCUGGA